Molecule: messenger RNA, 1278 nt
Organism: Trichomonas vaginalis G3
Lineage: Eukaryota; Parabasalia; Trichomonadida; Trichomonadidae
Product: TPR-like family
Exons: 1
Coding region: 1-1278 (425 amino acids)
Molecular function (GO): protein binding
Source: RefSeq, a predicted model, not a curated record
AUGCAGCGCCCUCAAAGCGCGCCAAAGAAAAAAACUCGGCGAGUAAUUGACACAAAAAAGGUCACAGUUAAGAGAGUAGUGCCUAAAAAUACCAUAGAUACUUCCUGUUAUCGUUUAUCCAAGACAACACCAAUUAACGGAAAUAAAGUUGUUCUUGCAGAACAGGCAGAACCAUUCGCAGACAAGUAUUAUCGCGAGCAUGAAGAUGAAAGAGGAGAUCUUCGCCCUCCUGAAGAAAAAUUAAAAGAUAUUGAAGCAAGAUUAGAUGAAAAUCUCGAAGAAAUAGAUAGAUUUAACUUACUUAUGAAACAAAAAUGCUAUAUAUACGUCGUAUAUGGUGAAACAUCAGAAGAAGCACUUCGUGUUCACGCUUCACUUGGAGAUUUUUACAAUUUUUCAAACAAACCCAAGAGUGCGUUACGUCAUUUCGAAAAGGCUCAUGCUUUAGAACCAGGUAAGGAGCUUGAUAACGAUACGAAAGCGAAAAUAUCAGUUGGAAUGUCGGAAGCACAUCUUGCGCUUUCAGGAGAGAAUAAACGAGAAAUAAAUCAUGCCGGAAAUACUCUUAAACCAGCAUUGGAACUCGAAAUUGAGAACAAAAUGCUCAAAUUUAGAAGAGAUCUUACUCAUGCAAGAAUUUUAUCGGCAAAAGAGAAAUAUGAAGAAGCUUACGAUGCGUACAUGAUAGCUGAACAGUCCCACAAGGAAUGUGAGCAUGAAGAAGAUGAAUCAACUGCAAAAAUUUACACAGAAUUUGGAGAAGCUUGUAGGAAUGCAGAAAAAUACCAUGAAUCUCUUCCAUUUUAUCAAAAAGCUUACGAUAUAUAUACAAAGCUUGAAAUGACCAAAGAAGCGGAAGCAAUUGCACCUUUCUUGGAAUUGCAUGAAGAAGAAGAGGUCAAAGAGGAAGAAGAAGCCAAAGAAGAAGAGGAAAAGAAGGAAUCUGAACAGAAUAAUGACAGUCAAGCCGAAACAAAGAGUUUAAGUCUCACAGAUGGAUUAAAAGAACAAAUAACAGAAAAAAUUGAAGAUGAAAAACUAGAAGCCGAUGGAGAACAAGAUCUCAAUAAAGAGGAAGAAGAAAAGAACGAAGAAGAAGAGGAGGAAGAGGAAAAGAAAGAACCUGAACAAGAUCAGAAGCAGCCAACAUUAAACCUUGGAGAAAGCGUGCAAAAAGUUGCAGAAGAAAUAGCUAGUGCUGAAGAUAACAAUGAAGAACAGAAUGUUGAAAAGAAUUCAACAGCGGAUUCCUUUGAAAGUACCUCUAAUAACAACUAA